UCUCUUGUAUCUGCUACACAGAAAUGUGUAUGUCUCUCCAUGGAGCUCAGCCUACACAGCAGUGAGACAGAUACAGCAGCUCUCAGAUACAUUGGUCAGACUCUGAUUAGUACGUAAGUACCGUGGUCGGAGGUUUCAGCACGGUAAGCCCACGUUCAUGAAGAAUUCAAGCGAGCACAAUUCAAGGCUCCGAACUUUGAUAACGUUUGAAUCAGCACCAGUUCCAUGCAAAGCUCAAAAUCGUCGGGCCAAGUACUGAGAAGGAUGGAAGGAGUCUCAGCUUUGUCGACACCCGAUUAUUUGGAAAUCAAGCAUAUGUGUACAUGCGCUUGUGUAAUCUGCUGGUGAUUUCCACAGACGUCCACUUGGCAGCUGAGCUGAUCGAGAAAAAUUGCCAUUUUUGCACCUGGUCCCAAGGAACCAACAACACUUUGGUGCACACGUGUAUUUACAGCAUGAGAGUGGCGUCGAAGAAUACGAUGCUGUCCAUAAGGUUUUUGCUUUGCUGCUUCGGUGCAGUUGCAAGUGUCCAAUCAGCACCCAUCACCAUCACCAGAGAAACCUUCGCAGCGUGCCGACCUGGGUCGUGGGCCAAUAUUCCCGUCGAGUGCUGCCCACCAAAAACCAUCGAAGGACCAAUAGUGGAUUUCAAACCAGACUUCCAUCCGUCGAAACCUCUGAGAGUCAGGAAAGCUCUGCAAUGUCUGGCGGGCGAGGAGCUUGAAAUCUACACUCAGAAGCUGUACAAGGGGUACGCGCUGAUGAGGGCUCUCCCGGACAGCGAUCCACGAUCGUUCAUGAGGCAAAAUCAGAUUCACUGCGCCUACGGGACGGGCUCCUUCGUCCAAGACGGCUCGACGAAUCUGACCAUGGACAUUCAUCUGAACUGGUUCUUCCUGCCCUGGCACCGACUCUUCGUGUACUUCCACGAGCGAAUCCUGCAGAAGCUGCUGAACGACGCCGACUUCUCGCUGCACUUCUGGAACUUCGACAACAGCGAGGAGGCCGACGGCGACGGCGACGGCUGCUACAAAGCCGGUCACUUCGUGCCACCCGUGUACGCGGACCUGGAGGCACCGACUUUCGAGAGAAACCGCACGAGCAGAGCCUUCGAUCCCGCGAACCCGGUGUAUCUUGACCUGCUGUCGACGGAUCCGCGACUGGGCCAGCCGGUGUUCCACAACUACACCGUCGAGGAGGCCGUCCGGGGCAACAAGCGCAUCAUGCAUCGAGCCGUGGCGCAAGUGCACGACGUCGUAGCCUUCGUGGGCAGGCCGCGCAGAGUCGGCGACCCGCAGAUUCUCGACGCCAGCGAUGGCGCCGGGACUCUGGAGUGGUGGCCUCACAUCACGCUGCACAAUUGGGUCGGCGGGUUCAUGUUCCAGACCCAGACUGCGCCGCUCGACCCCAUUUUCUACAUCAUGCAUGCCAACGUCGAGCGCCUCUGGAAGGUCUGGCGCUCUCUGAGCCCGGCGAAUGUCGAUCCCGCCGACCCGGACUUUCUCGAUGCGGCGUUUCUUCUGUGGGAUGAGAACGCCGUCCUGCGCCGGAUCCGGGUCCGCGACGUUCUUCACACCGAGGCCCUCGGCUACACGUACGAGAAGGUGAACGACGCGAGCUGGAUCUUCUUCGACAAUUCCACAUCCGACCCGUAGCUGACGAGUUCGACGAGGUGGAAUGAAUGCUUUGGUGCUCUUCCAGCAAUGAAUGCCACAAGUGAUUUCGAGACUCGGUUGCAGUUUGUGAUGUGCUCAGCUCGUAGGAGUUGGAUUCGUUACGUUAUCGUCGACGAGUGCUGUCAAUUCUUUUGAUUUAAUUUCCCGCAGUUUUCGGUACAUGAGGUUUAUCUCCACUGCGAGAGGAUCCGAGACUUCGUUUCGCAGCCAGCGAGCUAAGCUCACGGCCGUCGUCAUAUAAAGAAGCUCGCACCGAUAGUCGAGGUUUAUGAGGUCAUCCCUCACUGACAGUCCACGCCAACGCCAUCGUUCCCAAUUGGAACUGUGGGACGCUGGGGAAUGUCAACGUGAGCACGGUGGAAGACGUCGAUCGUCAUCGUCCUGAUAGCACGAAUAAUCGGAUAAAUAGUUUCGAUGCGAGAAUUUCAGGGGAAGGACCGCUGGCGGCCAUGAGCAUGUGUGCGUCAUAUUUAUAUCUGACAUAAAUGGGAAUUAGAAUAAAUAAAUAAAUUAGAAUAGAAUGUCUAUUUACUAGGUCAUAUUUGAAUAAAUGCGAUGCGCGAAUUUCAGCGAGAGUAACGUAAAUUUCUUGUGUUCAUCAGUACCCUCAGUCUCAGGACGAUGCAAUGAGUGAGUUGUGGGUAAACUUAGGUGUCACCAAGUUUAAUAAUAAAGGUUCCAAUCCGUACACAGUUUAAU
Marchantia polymorpha subsp. ruderalis is the source of this 2375-nucleotide messenger RNA. NCBI's taxonomy places the organism in Eukaryota, Viridiplantae, Streptophyta, Marchantiopsida, Marchantiales, Marchantiaceae. The record is from the annotation of a GenBank genome assembly.